Pseudophryne corroboree (corroboree frog) is the source of this 2270-nucleotide messenger RNA. RefSeq names its product protein arginine methyltransferase 5 (gene PRMT5). The record is from RefSeq and is a predicted model, not a curated record. Lineage: Eukaryota; Metazoa; Chordata; Amphibia; Anura; Myobatrachidae. Gene Ontology annotation, biological process: peptidyl-arginine N-methylation; regulation of DNA-templated transcription. The transcript has 17 exons. The coding region runs from base 163 to 2070 and encodes 635 amino acids. Gene Ontology annotation, cellular component: nucleus; cytosol.
CCACUCUCGCGGCACUGUAUGCCUUUCGUCGGCGUAGAAUGGCCUUGCCUGAUUGGUCGAUCACUCGUCCCCCUUUACCCGUUCUUAUUGGCUGUUGGUGACAGGUGUCUAGAGAGAGGCGUGUGACUUGGUCAGCGCGCGUGGAGUGGUCCUACGGUGAAGAUGGCGGCUGGCAGCGGUGGAGGCCGGGUGUCCAGCGGACGAGAUCUCAGCUGUGUCCCGGAGGUGGCGGACACCCUAGGGGCAGUGGCCAAGCAGGGCUUUGACUUCCUCUGUAUGCCAAUCUUCCAUCCACGCUUUAAACGAGAAUUUUUCCAGGAGCCAGCUAGAUCACGAUCCGGACCACAGACUCGCUCAGACCUACUACUUUCGGGACGUGAUUGGAACACUCUCAUUGUGGGGAAGCUGUCUGAAUGGAUUAAGCCCGAUUCAGAGGUGCCAGCUAUGUGCAAAACAUCAGAAGCGGCUCUGCUGCAGGAGUUACAUUUCUCAGCAUAUCUGGGGCUCCCUGCGUUUCUGAUCCCUCUUACACAAGGGGAGAACAGCAACUUGGCUCGGCUCCUUCUCAAUCACAUUCACACUGGUCACCAUUCCACAAUGUUUUGGAUGAGAGUACCAUUAAUGGCUCCAGAUGACUUGCGAGAUGAUCUCAUAGAAAAUGAGCCUGCUCCGCAAUGUGAUGAGAAAGAUAAUGGUGGGGAAGAAAGGACUUGGCUAUGGUGGCAUGACUUCAGAACCCUGUGUGAUUACAACAAGAGAGUUGCUUUGGCUAUUGAAGUGGGUGCUGAUCUUCCUAAUGACGAUAUAAUUGACCGAUGGUUGGGGGAACCCAUCAAGGCAGCCAUACUCCCAACCAGCAUAUUCCUCACUAAUAAAAAAGGAUUCCCUGUACUGUCCAAAGUGCACCAACGCCUCAUCUUUCGACUAUUUAAGCUGGAGGUGCAGUUUGUGAUUUCGGGAUCACAUCACCAUUCAGAGAAAGACUUCUGUUCGUACUUGCAGUAUUUAGAGUAUUUAAGCCAAAACCGGCCUACACCAAAUGCUUAUGAGAUGUUUGCCAAGGGUUAUGAGGAUUAUUUACAGUCUCCACUCCAGCCACUGAUGGAUAACUUGGAAUCUCAAACCUAUGAAGUAUUUGAGAAAGAUCCGGUGAAAUAUUCUCAGUACCAGCAGGCUGUGUAUAAAUGUUUGCUGGACAGAGUUCCGGAGGAAGAAAAGGAGACUAAAACACAAGUCCUGAUGGUUCUCGGAGCAGGCCGGGGUCCUCUUGUAAAUGCAUCACUUCGAGCUGCCAAGCAAGCAGAGCGUAAGAUUAAAGUGUAUGCAGUGGAGAAAAAUCCUAAUGCUGUAAUCACACUGGAGGGGUGGCGCUAUGAAGAAUGGGGUAGUCAGGUGACUGUUGUGUCCAGUGACAUGAGGGAAUGGAAUCCCCCAGAGGAAGCAGAUAUCAUUGUCAGUGAGCUAUUGGGGUCUUUUGGAGACAAUGAACUGUCUCCUGAAUGUCUGGAUGGAGCACAGCAUUUUCUUAAAGAGGGUGGUGUUAGUAUUCCGGGGGAGUAUACCUCUUACUUGUCGCCAAUAUCUUCCUCCAAACUGUACAAUGAGGUGAGAGCGUGCAGAGAAAAGGACAGAGAUCCAGAGGCUCAGUUUGAGAUGCCCUACGUUGUUAGGCUGCACAACUUCCACCAACUCUCAGACCCCUUACCAUGUUUCACUUUCCAACACCCAAAUAAAGAUGCUGUGAUUGAUAAUAACCGUUACUGUUGCUUGAAAUACUGCGUAAAGCUGAAUACAGUGUUGCAUGGAUUUGCAGGAUAUUUCCAGACCAUUCUCUAUAAAGAUGUUACUCUAAGUAUCUGCCCUGAAACACAUUCUCCAGGGAUGUUUUCUUGGUUUCCCAUUCUCUUUCCAAUCAAGCAACCCAUUCCUCUGCGGGAGGGUGAUACAGUAUGUGUACGAUUCUGGCGCUGUAAUAAUGGCAAGAAAGUCUGGUAUGAGUGGGCUGUUACAUCUCCCAUCUGCUCUGCCAUUCACAAUCCCACUGGUCGCUCCUAUACCAUUGGCCUGUAACACAACCGUGCAAGACUUCUGUUCUGGACAAUACCUACUGAGAGCAGACUGUCUAAUGCAGAGCAUGUCCUUUGUGGCUGUGUACUCUGUACUACAAUCGGUGUACUGCAGGAGAUGCUGGAAUGUAGAAGACUAGUAACUUGGUUCUCUUAGCUCUUUUUUUAUGUGACAAUAGAAACAAUAAAUAUUAAAAUGUUGAA